CUGAAUUGCAGGAGCAAAAUGUUCACGGCUGGUGUGGCUUCCAAGAACACGAAGGGCAAAAGCCAAAACAAUGCUUCGUCGAACGAGGUCGCCAGGCCAGGAACCAACGCUGAUGGGAAACGACCCGCGAGCAACGCGAAUGAGAAGGCUCGCCUGCUGAAAGCGCAAGAUGAACACAAGACGAGCAGUAGCGGCGCCACGUCAAGCACAGCACCAGGACAGUACACCAUGGUCAAGAAAUCUAAUCCGUCCCGGCUGGCUGCGUCGCCCGGAGUAGAAGGCAACAAAAUAAGUCCAGCAAGCGGCAGCACUUCUGCUGCGCCUAUGUCUGCAGAGAGCUUGAAGACUCUGUACCUGGUAACUCCACGGAGCGAGUGGGGGCUAUUCCACAAAAAGAUUCCGAAAGCGUCCCGAAAAGAACUGGCGCAGUUUUUGCGGCAGAAGUACAUUGAGACGACUCCUGAGCAUGGCCGCGAGCCCACAAUCGGCGGUGGCGCAAGCAGUUCCUCGUCGUCCAUCGCCCGAGCUAUUCCUGUCGGGAAAAGCAAUGCGGCGAGCGCGAACAAGAUGGACCUUGUCGACCGCGACGGAAAAAGUAAGAGUACCUUUGCCGUGCCCGCGGCGAGUGCUGGCGUGGCUGGCACGACGAGCCAUGACAUUAAUAUCAGUUUGGUUAGAAAGAAGAAAGCGAAAAAGCAGCUAAAAACCCGAGCGCAAGAACAAAAGGAGGUCCGGAAAAAGGCAAGAAAGAAAAAGGAAAAUGAGGACAUAAUACCAAAUGGCAAAACGAAAAAGAAGAAGAAAAAGAAGGAUACUAAAGACCAGAGGCUGCUGGUGCAGAAAGGCAAAGUAAAAAAGCAUCAAAGUCGGGAACAAGAUGCCAGCGCGAAGGCUGAAGAUAAGAGCGCAAUAUUAAAGUCAGCACCUCUACUAUUACCUUCUGUUCAGGACCACGACAAGCGGCUGGUGGGACGGGCACGCAAUAAAACUUCUGCCAGCGUCGCGAAGAACAAGAGGCAAAGUUUCGACGCGGAGGACCAGGUGAGCAAUCUCGCGGUGAUUCGCGGCGGACCCGAUGUUCUUUUUUCGCUCGACCUGGACCGCGUGCUCGAGAAAAAGCGACAGAAACUCACGGCCGCAAUCAAGGUUCCAACCGCCCGCGGGGCGCACAAAGACCUCAAGGGCCACCAGGGUCUCCUUGGUGGGGACAAGAACAUCAAAGCGAAUUCCAGUUUCGCGGAUCCGACUACUACAGACGGUGCGCAGCUCCUGCUAGCAGACGGAACACAUCCAAGCUCAUCGCCGGUCGUGCUUCCGGCCUACCUGGCCGGACCCCGGCCGGAGGACGCUCAGCUGCAGGAGUUGCGGGAGUACGUGCGCAUUUCACUGUUCGUGCGCGGCGAUGACCAUUUCGAGUUCGGGAUUGCGACCAAGGACUUUUGGAAGGAAGUCAUUCUUACGCUCGUGGUCGACGCACUCUGUUCCUUUGCCCGGGUUUUGCUUUCCUCCUCCUGUUCGUUUCCACUAUCUCCGGCCACGAAUAAUUCUAGCAACGCUUCAGCUACUUCGAAAGGGAAUAAACGGGGCGAUUUGGACCUGGAGCUGAACUUGUUGCCGGAAGCUGUUGACAAGAUGACGAGCGACAAGGGCGGUGUAGAUGUUAAUGAUGGCGUACUAGUUGAUGCACAACAGCAACCUGGACGAUCCUCGUCGUCGUGGACUAGUACUUUGUCCGGUAAAAAAGUGAAAAAGUUGUCCAAGGAGGAGCAGGAACUCUUUUGGGGCGCUAUGUUUCCGGAGGUGCUGCAGAAAUUGUCGCACUUCAAGAAGCUUUUUGAGGCGAAGACGAGGGACGCCACGAUGCUCGCGCCCAAAGGAGAGGGGGAGAACAUCCUUCUCGCAGAGCAGAAGUUUCUGAAUGACGCGAUCGAGCGGGAGAAGCGGCUGAAAGUGGAACAGGAGGACGAGUUUCUGUUGCAGGAAGAGAAGCUGAGCGACGAACUGGAGCGGAAGGAAAGAGAGAAGCUGCUACUUUUCGUUGGCGAGCAGGGCAAACCUUCGAAAGAUGUUGAAGAAGAAGAAGGCAACGGAAAAAUAAAGCAAGACCAACAAGGAGAAUCAGAGGCAAGUACUAAGCAAAAGACCGAAUUUCAGCAGGUUCGCGAGCAGCUGUUUCCGGCGGACCGAUUUGCGCAGCGGCUGAAAGCGGAAGCGGAGCGAACCGAGAAGUUCGAUCGCGAGAGGUACGAGCGCUUCACCGACCGGCGUAGUGAGCUCAAAUACGCCCUGCAAAGCGUAGUUCAUGUCGCUUUCGUAUACAUCGAUUUGCAUGAAAAGUUGUGGAAGCGGUUUGUUCCGAUUGUAUUCAGUUUCAGCAUGACGACGACCAUCAAUUGAAGUUUAUUCUAACUUGGUGGGGCAGCAGCAGCACAGACUGUCACGGGCGGCAUUGACUUGGCGAAGAAUUAAGAUGAAGGUCGUGUGAUUGAAAACUAUAAUGAGAGCGUUGUAUAUCUGUAAAUCCGCAAUUUUUUUAUACGUCUGCGAAUCGUGAUCGUCUUUUGCCCCUGCAUAGGAACAAGCUGAAAACAAAGGUCGCGAAGGUGUUUGCCUCCGUCCGCAAGGAGCUGCUGCAGCCGUUUCUGAUGCUGCUGCAAGACAGGCUUGGCUGUAUCGUCGAAAGCGUGGCCCUAUCCAUUGCAGGUAUGUCGGUCUGGGUCUGGAAGGGAAAAAUUUCAGGAACUUGCAGCGAUGCAAAUUCUUGCAUGCCCCGAAAUCCGAAAUGUCUGGCAUGCAAAAUAAAUCUAGCACCGUCAGAGUCUCGCAAGUCUUUGCAAUGAAUGCUUAUCUUCCAGGACGAAAAAUCUAAUCUGCACUCGUCUGCAUCACUUCCAGACCCAGAUUGAUGUUUGCAAGGCAUAGACGCGAGAAGACCAACAGCGCUGGAUGACAGAACAUGCGGCGCAACUUCAAAACGCCGAAAGCAUCGCUGCGGCUUCAGCUCUCUCAUCCGGUGGACCACUCGACCAACCAGUGUCUGCCGGCGCGAGCGACGCGGCCCCAUCGUCUGGAACGGAGAGAAAAAAGCAGUACGAGAAAGUUCUGCAGAGGUUGCAGAAGUUCGACGGUAUGCUGAUGCAACAGCUACGCAUUGGCUGGUCCGUGGAGAGCUUUUUGGAGCAGCAGGAGAAAAAAAGUGCCGAAGCGGGAGAGAAAAAUGCGGCUGUUGAGGCCGCCAGACAAGCGAAAGCAGGGAGCAGCAUGAGCAUUACGGCGAACAAGGUGGAAGUCGCGAAAAAUGGGAAGAACAAGGGCCGAGUCUUUUCUGGGAAGCAGGGCGAUGGAGCUGGAGGUGCAGCUGGUAAGGAUGAAGAAAAAGUGGGUGAGAGAAGGAUGGACAUCAAGAAUGCAAGCAGGGCAAAAGACGCAGCUCCAGCCACUGCUGUUGCGGGAGGCGCGACGAGUAAAAGAAAAACUUCAAUCGAGAAAAGCUCAUCAGUAGCUGAACCAAGAGGCGCACGUGCUUUGUCGUCGUCGUCGAAAGUCAAGCCAAACUCAAGUGACAUCCCGCCAACUGGGACUGCGUCUCUUACGACUGCACAACAGCUCUCUACUGCACAGCGCCCACAACUGCGCACAACAGCCGGGAUGGGGAGCAAAAGCAAGGGACUGAAGUCUGCGGUUCCGGGCGGUGCAGUAGCCGAAGACCGUGGUGAAUCACGAGAAGGUCGGAGGAAGGGGGGCAACAAGGGUGGAAUAAGUGACGCAUCUGCUGCGGUCGUGCAGAAAGGUGAAAAUGUUCGAGGGCCCAAAGCGACCUAAGCGACAGAAGCGAACGAGCUUCCGAAUCACUGUUUAUUUAUUUUUGCACUGUCCUCGCCCCUCCCUCGAAGAUUUUUCUUGUGUAGAGGGAGACGUUUGAAUUUGAUGUCCAUUUCAAGCAGUGUCGUAUGCGUAUCGUCAUCGAU
Molecule: messenger RNA, 3968 nt
Organism: Amoebophrya sp. A120
Lineage: Eukaryota; Dinophyceae; Syndiniales; Amoebophryaceae
Source: the annotation of a GenBank genome assembly